CCGCGCUCACUUAUAGCUUUGAAUCUGACAAGGCUGUGAAGAACCACAACUGUCAGACAGCGUACUUCUCAGGUUCAAUUUUGAACAGCACAUCAGUUCUUUUCGAGAGAUUUAAAUCCUGAUUAUUUCAGCUAAAAAUGGCACAUCUACAGUUUGAAGCUAGCAUCAGUGAGUUAGUACGACUAGAUGGCCCUCUGCACCGAGCUCCAAAGCCAAGAUGGCAACGAAAGGCAAUGGAAAGAAAGGAUUCCUUGGACUCCUUCAGCAAGUCACAAAUGUCUCCCCAAGGUCUCUGCCAACCCAAGACACCAACCUUCGGUGGGAGUUUUCGGACUCCUUUAGGGGAUGCCUCAUUCAGAGGAAGCAAGACUCCUGGCAAAACUCCCAGUAAGACCCCAGGCAAAACCCCAGGAAAGAAGCGUGUCAAGUCUCCAAGCAAGGCAUCGGGUACUUCCAGUGUCCCUACUCAACCCCCAGCCAACCAGGGCGACAGGUUCAUCCCAAACCGUGCCCUUAUGGACAUGAACUUCAGCCACUUUAAGAUCAACAACCGAGAAGACGUAGACGAAGGAGAGGAUAAGAAGGAGAAUGGUUACAACAGCGCCCUCUCUGAGAUGUUAAAUGGCAAGCAGACUGAGAACGCAGAUAUCCUCACCCUUAAAGAGGGGCCUCCAAAACCACAAGAAGGAUACUACAACAACCUUAAAGUGCUGUACAGUAGCUCCAAGAGUGCGGUCAAAUCAAAGCCUGGUCGCUUCAUCAGAAAGGCAGCAGACCGUGUCUUAGAUGCUCCAGAGCUCCGAGAUGACUUCUACUUGACCCUCCUGGACUGGGGCUCGAGAAAUUUUGUAGCUGUUGCGCUUCAUGAUGAGGUAUAUCUAUGGAAUGCGGUGAGCGGUACGAUUGAGCAUCUCAUGAAGCUAGAGGGCGCUGAUGAUUACGUUUCUGGCGUGUCUUGGAUUAGGGAAGGCAACGUAUUGGCUGUAGGAAACGCUCAGGGGCAAGUUCAGCUGUGGGAUGUGGAGAAGACCAAGUGCCUGCGUGUCAUGGGCGGUCAUGCAGCACGUAUUGCGGCACUGUCAUGGAGCUCAUUUAUCUUAACGAGUGGUUCCCGAUCCGGUAUGAUACACAACCAUGACGUCCGCGUCGAAAACCACCACGUAGCAACCCUUGAGAGUCACACACAAGAAGUGUGUGGCCUCAAAUGGAGCCCUGAUGGCAAAUACCUUGCCAGUGGGGGGAACGACAACAUGGUCAAUGUAUGGGAUGCCUCGGCUGGAACAGGAACAGCCCCCGUGUAUUCAUUCACACAACAUCGGUCUGCAGUGAAGGCAUUGGCUUGGUGUCCAUGGCAACCAAACAUUCUCGCAAGUGGCGGAGGAACAGCCGAUCGUCAGAUCCGCUUCUGGAACAGUCUAACUGGACUCUGUCUCAAUAGCCUGGAUACUGGAUCACAGGUGAGCUCUAUUCUGUGGUCUGCGGAGCACAAGGAGGUAGUGUCAAGUCAUGGCUACGCUCACAACCAACUGAGCAUCUGGAAGUAUCCCAUGAUGCAACACAUUGCCGACCUACGAGGUCAUACCAACAGGGUACUGACCAUGUGCAUGUCACCUGAUCAAACCAUGGUUAUGUCAGCUGCUGCCGACGAGACGUUACGAUUGUGGCAUUGCUUCACCAGCGAGGGCAGCAACAAAUCAAAGUCCACCAAAAGCGGUAAGAAGACCAUAAGCCACGCACUAUCAGUCGGUCAGAUCAGGUAGAUUUAAGAUGAUACUUAUGCGAUUGUUGUAAAUAUUCGUGAGUAAGUUUAUGUUAAUUUGUUUUGAUAAUAUAAAUAAAUCAUAGUCCGUGUCCGGAUUAGCGGCUAGUUAGUGCUAUGGCUAGAGUUCCGAGUCAUCAUGCGUUGGAAGUAUGGGAUGUCAUUAGCAACACACUUAGCAACAGUCGUAGCCAAUACUGUUGCCGCCAAUUCGAUACGGCCCAAUAUAAUAGCUCAACGGCCCAACAGCUCUCCCAUAUGCUAAUCUAAUAAUGUUUAUAUGCACAAAUUGGUGCACUAACUCAUUUGCAUGGGUUAACAAGUGAAUAUUUAUUACCAAAUUUGCAUAGUUGGACUCUGAGCAUUAUUUGAAAUUAUUAUACUAAGAGGUGUAAAACUGUUUAUAUUUUUGUAAUGUAGUUAUUUGUAAUGUGUUUCAUGUGUAUAUUUCAAGGUUUAGAAACAGAUUAAACUGUAUUUGAGGUAAGGUAAAUCAUAAAGAAAAUACUGCAUUUCUGUUUGUUUUCUAGGCUUUUCACGUAUCAAAGUAUUUGAAUAUUUUCCUAGAACGAUUUGUAUUUGAGGAACUGCAGCAAUUUAGAAGAAAUGGAAGCGGGAAGUUGUGUCGCUAUAUAAAUUAGAAUUUGAACAUGUCUAAUCAUAGAACGAAACUGAAGUGCUUUACUUUUAAACACAUUUUGUUGUAAAAAAUAAGAUAUUCAUUUUGUUUUAAAGUGUAUGUGAAAUUGUGGAAUUGUUAUUGGCAUUGUACUUACGUAAGGUUGUAAAUUAUGUUAAGAAGAUAGUAUUAUUUAUUGUCAUUUAUUAAAGUACUGCAAAGCGGUUGUUCAGUAUAGAGUUUAAAUUUAAAACCAAAGUCAAACAAA
Asterias rubens (European starfish) is the source of this 2646-nucleotide messenger RNA. Its product is annotated as cell division cycle protein 20 homolog. NCBI's taxonomy places the organism in Eukaryota, Metazoa, Echinodermata, Asteroidea, Forcipulatida, Asteriidae. Gene Ontology annotation, biological process: anaphase-promoting complex-dependent catabolic process; positive regulation of ubiquitin protein ligase activity; positive regulation of anaphase-promoting complex-dependent catabolic process. The record is from RefSeq and is a predicted model, not a curated record. Gene Ontology annotation, molecular function: anaphase-promoting complex binding; ubiquitin ligase activator activity; protein binding. The coding region runs from base 138 to 1760 and encodes 540 amino acids. Gene Ontology annotation, cellular component: anaphase-promoting complex. The transcript is spliced from 11 exons.